GUAGUAAUUGUCUUGCAUCACGCGGAAGAACCAAACCCACGGCUAAACCAAUAAACCGCGAGAACACGCCCGCUAUAAGAAAGACAAUUACCAUAUUCAACGCACAUACCGAUAUGCGUUUUUAUAUCUUACUAUAUAGUUAAAAUCGGCAUCAAAGUAUCUGAUAUGUUACAUUAAUUUUGACAAAUAGAAACGGGAGAAUAACUCAGCUCGCGACGUGGUUGAUAAGUGACAGACCAAACAACAGCCACACGUGCUCGUUUCCUGCUUUGAAAGGACCGAAGAAUAAAACAUUAUCGCCGACAUUCUCCAUUUUCUGCCAUCUCCGGGUUUUGUUCUACCUCUUCGUUGAUUUUCGGGUGACAGAUGGAGAAGCAGCCCUUGCCAACUGACGAUGACGGGACAGGAACCACAGAGUCCGAGAUUGACUGCUAUGUUGGUGAAGAGAGCCAGCAGGGCUCGUCUGAGCCUGCCGCUCGAGCAGGAUGGAACAGUAAAAUAGAGUAUUUUUUGGCUCAGGUGGGAUUCAGCGUCGGGCUCGGGAACGUGUGGAGGUUUCCAUAUUUGUGCCAUCAAAAUGGAGGAGGAGCGUUUCUCCUCCUGUAUGUGCUGCUGAUGCUGGUCGUGGGCAUUCCCUUGUUCUUCCUGGAGCUGGCAGCCGGUCAGGCCAUCCGACAGGGCAGCAUCGGAGUGUGGAAGUACAUCUCCCCCAAGCUUGCAGGGAUUGGCUACUCCAGCUGUGUGGUAUGUUUCUUCGUGGCUCUCUACUACAAUGUGAUCCUUGCAUGGAGUCUUUUCUAUCUUGGGAACUCGUUCCAGUACCCGUUGCCUUGGGAACAGUGCCCAGAACCGGUUAACGUAACAGUAAAAGAAUGUGAAAAGAGCUCCCCCACAUCGUAUUUCUGGUACCGCAAAACCUUGGAUAUCACAGACUCAAUUGAUGAGACGGGCUCUUUCAACCCUUACAUGGUCUGCUGUCUGCUGGCGGCCUGGACAGUCGUGUGCCUGGGAAUGUCCAAGGGUAUCAAGUCCUCUGUCAAGGUGAUGUAUUUCUCCUCCAUCUUUCCCUACGUGGUGCUGUUCUGCUUCCUCGUCCGAGGGCUCCUGCUGAAUGGGGCCUUAGAGGGAAUCUCCUACAUGUUCUACCCCAAGCUGGAAAUUUGGGCAGACAUUCAGGUAUGGCGGCAGGCAGCCACGCAGGUCUUCUUUGCCUUAGGUCUUGGCUUUGGGUCCAUUAUCGCCUACUCCUCUUACAAUCCCAAGAACAACAACUGCCACCGCGAUGCCUUCACUGUCUCCACUAUAAACUUCCUCACAUCUGUGCUGGCCACUCUUGUGGUGUUUUCUGUGCUCGGCUUCCGCGCCAAAGGCAAGGCCAUGGAAUGUGUAGUCAGUAAUAUGAGGGAGUUAUCAGAGCAGUUUCGCAGUAGUAAUGUGCACCCAAACCUGAUGCCAGGCUUCAAUUACUCUGAUCCCAGUUCUGUGGCUCUAGAGGACUACAGGGCCUGGUUUAAACAGUAUGGACAUAUGGUCCCAGGCAAUUUAACAGACUGUGACCUGGAAAAAGAGAUGAAACAGGGUGUGGAGGGCACAGGUCUAGCUUUCAUUGCCUUCACAGAGGCCAUGUCACUCCUGCCUGGCAGCCCCUUCUGGUCAGCGCUCUUCUUCCUCAUGCUGCUCAACCUAGGACUCAGCACCAUGUUUGGCACUAUGGAGGGCAUUCUCGCCCCACUCACUGACCGCUUCAAAACUCUGGCCAACAACAAGACCAAAUUCACAAUUUUCAGCUGCAUCAUCGGCUUUGUAAUUGGACUGCUCUUCACCCAGCGUUGUGGGAACUACUUUGUGAUGAUGUUCGAUGAUUACUCUGCCACUCUGCCCCUCAUCAUUGUGGUGGUUUUUGAGACCUUCAGUGUGUCUUGGCUAUAUGGAGCUGAUAGGUUCCUCGAUGACAUUGAGGCCAUGCUGGGCUGGCGUCCCCAUGUGAUUUACAAGUAUCUGUGGAAAUACAUCUGCCUGAUUGCUAUGCUGGGGCUGCUUGGCGCCACCACCAUUCGCAUGUUCAUCAAACGCCCCACUUAUAUGGCAUGGAACCAAGAGAAGGCGUCUGAGGAGCCCCUGGAGUACCCAGACUGGGCUCUGGCCGUUUUGGCUAUACUCAUCAUAUUUGCUAUGAUGCCCGUGCCAGUGGGCUUGAUCCACGCUGUUCUGCAGGACAGGAGAGAGCAAACAGUCAGAGAUACAGAGACGGGUCAGUACAGCAUUGUUAGCACUGAUGACAAGUGUGAAACUCCUAUGACUGACAUGUCAGACCUGGACCGAAGGAACGGGAGCGCCGUCUCCUUUUCCUAAACACUGGACAUGAUGUCACACAGUGGGAAAGGACUUGCAGUCAAAAUGUCAGUGGGCCAUUUUUGAACAAUUUAAUUAUCUCAAAGAUUUUAGUGCAACUGUGGCACAGAAAGCAAUCGCAAAGUGGGACAAAAGAUUCCUUAUUUUAAUAUUUAAAACUUUUUCCACUUUUUUAUUAUUAUUUUUAACUUUAAAUUAAGUCCAAGGUAUCCAGAGAAAAAUACUACUACUUCAACAAGUACAACUUUUAAUAAAAAAUGUUUAAUAUGGAACAAAAAAUAACUUAUUGCUGUGUAGUAACACAGGUAACCACUAAACUGAUUGUUACGGAGUUGUACAAUGUGUUUUCAGUAUAAGUCACAGACAUCACAUCAUGUUUCUGCAUUUCUUAGUUUUGUACAAAUAGUUCACUUGUCCAUUUAUCUAAAAUAUCCUACAUGUUUCACCUUUUAUAAAAGCACUCUUGUGUGAGAUGCACCUCUUCAAUCUGAAUUUGACAAUUGUUAUGAUGUAUUUUAAGCAGGGUUUAAGUUUGUGAGUUAUGAUUUGAGUUGGAGUUACAAUUUGAGUUGAAGUUACAACAAAAAGCUAAGUCUGAAUUAAAACAGGAAAAAUGGCGGCAUCACUGUAUCUGUGUGUACGGCAACAAAACAUACAGUGCAUGUUGCACGGCACAGAUACUGUCCAGUUAGAUGCUGCACUUUUUGCUGUCGUUAGAUGUUACUCAAAUGUAGGAAUACUCAGGACGGCCAGAGAGUGAAAGGAAGAUACUGGUAAAGGGAAAUGGAUCCGUUCUAUUUUGCCACAAUGUUAUAUUUUCCUCAAAGCUAAGGAAGUAUAGUUGUACAAGUUUUGUGAGACUGUUACUUCAAGAAAGAGUUGAUUUAGCUAUGUUGAAAUUAAAUUCAACUAUUGGGUACUAUAAUUAAAAACUCACUGGUUUGGUUCUACAGUUUGAUAUCAUACUGUACUUACAGUAUACUGUUUGCAGGAGCAUACUACAAUUCAUACUGUACAUGUAUUUUAACAUACUCUGUUCAAACCAACCUGUGAUCCAACCCCUGCUAUACAGUAUUAAAGCAUUUGGUUUUUGGCUUUGUUCUACGCUGAUUGUUGCUUUACCAUCACCGUUGAUUUUUUGCCGCAUGUCAAGUGACAGAAUGGUACAAAUAUUAAGGUAAACUCCUUUUUGUAAUGUAAAUAUGUAUUAUAGAUAGUACAAGUAGAAACUCUUCAAGAACCAAUGUAAUUGCAAAUGUGCGUGAUUUUUCUAUCAUUUAUUAUGUGUAAAUUGGAAAUUUGCAUGAUAUAUUUUUUUUUUUUUCUCUGAAGUUUAGGUUAAGGAGGAAACUAGUUGCAUGUUUGUUUACACAGGCUAGACAAAGCCACUGACCACAAAGUACUCCUUUGCUUCAAUGUUAAGGAUGUAUGAUGUAAUUGUAUUUUGUAAAAAAAAAAAAAAAAAGUUUGAUUUAUUUGGUCAUUAUUGUCUUUUCGUGGCCAUCAAUGUGUAGUUUGUUUUACAUUUUCAGUGGGUUACUAUCAAAAUGAGUUGACCGUAUGCUGUUAUAUGGAUAUGUGCCAAAACUAAGUGCCUUCAGAUUUAACUAGGCUGGCCGAACAAAAUCUUAAAGGCAUUCCAGCAAAUGUAUAGUUUUAAAAAGACUAUUCUUUCGGCAGAUUCACUUUUUAAUAGUGUAUGUAGCCUGUGAGUCUGUAUAAAAUGAUUUUUUUUUUGAGGAAAUGUAAUGUAAUACCAUUGCUAUGUAAUAUAUUUUUGCCAUUUUAUUAAAAGUUUUCUUUCAGCACAACAGUAUCUCGAAACAAUUUUCGCUAUUAC
Molecule: messenger RNA, 4192 nt
Organism: Sander lucioperca (pikeperch)
Lineage: Eukaryota; Metazoa; Chordata; Actinopteri; Perciformes; Percidae
Product: sodium-dependent neutral amino acid transporter B(0)AT2-like
Exons: 15
Coding region: 367-2352 (661 amino acids)
Biological process (GO): sodium ion transmembrane transport
Cellular component (GO): membrane
Source: RefSeq, a predicted model, not a curated record